AUGGAGACCAUCCCCAAGGGCACCACGCAGGAGGACCUGAACUACAUAAAGCAGAAUGCGGGGUAUGCCUUGGCCAAGUCGUUGCUGUGGGCCAUAAAAACGGACACGGAAGGUAACGCGCAAAGUGGAGUGCAUCGGCAGCACUGUCAUGUUGACUGCUCGGUUGACUGUUCGGUUGACUGUCUUGUUGUAUUUACCCUGUUCACCCCACCACCACCAUUCUACCACCAUUGCCACCUGAGCAGACCCCCUGGCCCUGCUAAGCGCGCACCUCGCCAACGUGGCCUCCUUCAACGCGAAAAAAAAAAAAAAAAAAAAAUAUUAAUAAAAAAAAUAAACUCGUACAAUAUAAAGAUACGUGAUGAGAUAAAUAAAACCUUUUCCCAAAGGAAGUUAGCGGAUGUGUAUUCCUUCGCAAAAAGCAGUGGAGAGAAGGACUGGUUGGAAGACUGUGUCCAGUUGCUGCAGUUGAUAAAGCAAGUCUUCGAUGUAAAAAAUGUAUACGUUGGUAGGACAUACCUAACAGGACAGAAAAAGAAGAAAAAAAUAAUAAUCCGAUUUAUACAGGCUACUCAGAACUGUGAUUUAGAGAACGAUACCAUUUGUGACCAACGAGUGAACAGGAUCUUUACUAAAUCGGCGGGACACACUAAAGUGGACUGUUCUAUUUAUUCAAAGCUUUUUCCAUUUGAAACAGGUUUCCUUUUCCCACAAUUUGUGCAGACCGACUUCUGCUAUGACGACCCUGGAGAGGACCUGUUCACGUGGGUCAACCCACUUCACCAGGGGGGGAACUGCUUUCGCAGGGUGAAGAACGGCAUGGGGGUCUCACUCAGGGAAGAAGAGGUGACUGAGGAGGAGGAAAAAGAAGAAGAAAAUGAUCAGGUAGAUGAAGAAGAAGAGGUUGAUGAGGAGGAGGAAGAAGACGAAGUGGAAAGUGGAGUGGACGAAGAAGAGGAGCAAGAGCCACCCCUCAGCGAUGAACACAAGGACAGUGGCCACGACUCCACUCAUAACCCAAGUGAAGAAAAAAAAACAUCAAUUUGCAACGAAGAGGAAGAACUUCAAAUGGAACUACUGAACACCCUACACAUGAACCUGUCCUACGACUGCUUCUACAUUUAUGAAGUAAUGAGAGAAGACAAUUCCUUCCUCUAUGCCAAGAGGAAACCAGGAGACUUCCUUCUGAUCCCGCUUGUCUAUUACUCCUACUACGACUGGCACUUUCUGCAUGAGCUGUACUGCCUCCGGGAGAGGGCCUUCCUGCAGUCGACUGCACCAGGUGUGGAGCUCGCGCCACGUGACUCUGUCAAAGGGGAGGAAGACCAAGUUUUGGGCAACCCCGAAGAGGAAAAAAACGACGAAAAAGAUGAAGAAGUAGCUGAGGAACGGUCAGGCGGAAAGAACGCGAAGCCUAAGCUGGAUUGGAAAAAAGGCAUACCAGUGGAAAUGUGCCUCUGCCUAGACAACAGGGGCAGCGUGAACAAAAUGAGCAGACGGCAGAUAAACGACCUUAUAAACUUUUCCUACUUUUUAAUAACCCGGAUUGUGCUGGGGGAGCGCAAAUGUGUGGAGGAGCAGGUCAACUACAUGAUUAGCUGCCAGCACGGAGAAGAAAAGGAAGCCACUGACACGCUGAGGAGCAAAAUGAAAAGUGAAACCCACGAACAUAUCAUAAGUGAAUUUAAAAACACCUUAACAGAACAUCCUCUCCUGAACAAGUCCGAAGAUUUAACCAAAUGCAUGUGCCUGUUGCAGUGGACAAAAAAAGAAAUUGACACACAUCAGCAGAGGAUUCUCCAGACGAGUAAAAUAAAGGUGGAGUGGAACCAAAACUUCAGGGCGAUUUUACUGAGCUGCUACAUUUUGCUGGGUUAUGAUUACUCCUUGUUUGGUGCACCGGAUGGUGUGGAGGAUGCCCAGUGGGGGCAACUCAUCCUAUGUGUGAAUGCCUUCCUCAUCGAUAAACUGACGUCGUUUGACCCGCUGGUCUCCUUCGAAGAAAAACGAACCGAGGAGCUGUUCCAAAUGGAUGUACUGCUGGAUCAAGUUUCCUCAUCAAGAAAGAAAAAUGUACCCCCUCAAAUGGCAGGCAUAACUACUUUUGGAGUAACCCUCUUAGAUCACUUCAACAAAGUGACGAGGGACAUUUUAAAGGCAAUUCUCAAAGUGAAGGAAGAACAACCUGCCAAUGGUUCAUGA
Plasmodium coatneyi is the source of this 2202-nucleotide messenger RNA. RefSeq lists its product as uncharacterized. The record is from RefSeq and is a predicted model, not a curated record. Bases 1 to 2202 code for a protein of 733 amino acids. The transcript is spliced from 6 exons. Lineage: Eukaryota; Apicomplexa; Aconoidasida; Haemosporida; Plasmodiidae.